ACCUGUAUGUAGAAACGAUAAAACAUCUUUGUGUACGAGCCUGAAGAAUAUUUAACGGCGCUUCCGCUUGGAGCCGAGUCGAAUGAUCGAGUCUUUCGGUGCUGAUAUUCCUUUUAUGAUCCGUCGUAAAAUAUGGAGAAUCGGUCGAUUUCGAAGAAAAGGAAGUUCGUAGGCGACGGUGUUUUCAGGGCCGAGCUUAACGAGUUCUUGACUCGUGAGCUCGCCGAGGAUGGUUACUCCGGCGUGGAGGUCCGUGUGACGCCUAACCGGACGGAGAUUAUAUUGUUAGCCACCCAUACACAGAGCGUACUCGGCGAGAAGGGACGCCGAAUCAGGGAGCUAACGUCUGUGGUGCAAAAGCGUUUUAACUUCAAGGAGCCGCAGAACGUUGAAUUGUACGCCGAAAAAGUCGCCGUCCGCGGAUUGUGCGCGAUCGCGCAGGCAGAGUCACUUCGGUACAAGCUCAUCGGAGGUCUGGCUGUUCGAAGGGCGUGCUAUGGAGUUCUUCGCUUCAUCAUGGAAUCAGGUGCCAAAGGCUGCGAAGUGGUUGUUAGUGGGAAAUUGCGCGGUCAGAGAGCGAAAUCGAUGAAAUUCGUCGAUGGUCUCAUGAUCCAUUCCGGUGAACCAACCAACGAAUAUGUGAACACUGCGACCCGCCACGUACUGCUCCGACAAGGUGUACUGGGGAUCAAAGUAAAGAUUAUGCUCCCGUGGGAUCCCGUCGGUAAGACUGGUCCGAAGAAGCCUCUUCCCGAUUAUGUAUCUAUCGCGGAACCUAAGGAUGAGAUUCCCCCAAUGCAGCCGAAUUCCGAGGUGAAGCCGACAAAAGACAUGCCUCAAGCUGCCCCUCUCGCUGUGUAAUGACAUUUGAAUAAUAAAUAAAUACAGAAAAUCAGA
Messenger RNA from Odontomachus brunneus, 897 nucleotides. RefSeq names its product 40S ribosomal protein S3 (gene RpS3). Bases 133 to 861 code for a protein of 242 amino acids. The record is from RefSeq and is a predicted model, not a curated record. Gene Ontology annotation, molecular function: structural constituent of ribosome; RNA binding. The transcript has 4 exons. Gene Ontology annotation, biological process: translation; positive regulation of apoptotic signaling pathway. NCBI's taxonomy places the organism in Eukaryota, Metazoa, Arthropoda, Insecta, Hymenoptera, Formicidae. Gene Ontology annotation, cellular component: nucleus; cytosolic small ribosomal subunit.